Molecule: messenger RNA, 2739 nt
Organism: Nothobranchius furzeri (turquoise killifish)
Lineage: Eukaryota; Metazoa; Chordata; Actinopteri; Cyprinodontiformes; Nothobranchiidae
Gene: amd1
Product: adenosylmethionine decarboxylase 1
Biological process (GO): spermidine biosynthetic process; spermine biosynthetic process
Cellular component (GO): cytosol
Molecular function (GO): adenosylmethionine decarboxylase activity
Source: RefSeq, a predicted model, not a curated record
CUCGUUCGGUGCUUACACAGUAUGGCCGGCGAUAUUAGCUAGCGCUCGCUAACUGUAUUCUCUGCAAAAGGGAACGCGGUAACUUAAGAAAAUUAACAUCAGAAUUACUUUAAUGACUGUACCUCAAUAAAUUAUAGUCAAUCGAGAAAGGAUUUAUUAACAUACAAACGUUGCGAACAACGUUUACACCUUUUUGUUGGGCGUCUGUUGUCUCAUGAUGGAGGAAAACGGUGCACAUUUCUUCGAAGGGACCGAGAAGCUGUUGGAGGUGUGGUUCUCUCGGCAGGAUGAGACCAAGGGGACCGGGGACCUCCGCACCAUCCCAAGGUUUGAAUGGGACAAACUUCUGGAGAAUGUGCAUUGUUUGAUCAUAAGUGUGACAAAGACUGACAAGCAGGAAGCUUAUAUACUCAGUGAGAGUAGCAUGUUUGUCUCCAAGAGACGUUUCAUUUUGAAGACAUGUGGAACCACCCUCUUACUGCAAGCACUGGUGCCACUGCUGGAACUGGCCCGGGAGUACUGCGGUUUUGAUGCCAUUCAGAACUUCUUUUACUCCCGUAAGAACUUUAUGAAGCCGACCCAUCAGGAGUUCCCUCAUCGAAACUUCCAGGAAGAAGUGGACUUCCUCAGCCAGAUCUUUCCAAAUGGCGCGGCCUACUGCAUGGGACGUUUAAAUUCUGACUGCUGGUACCUGUUCACCUUGGACCUACCAGAGUACUGGGAGAACAAGCAUGCAGAUCAGACGCUGGAAGUUCUGAUGAGUGAUCUCGAGCCAGCCGUUAUGGACCAGUUCUACAUGAAAGAUGGUGUUUCUGCAAGUGAGGUCACUCGUAGGAGUGGAAUUCGUGACCUGAUACCAGGUUCUGUGAUUGACGCCACAAUGUUCAACCCAUGUGGGUAUUCGAUGAAUGGAAUGAAGACUGACGGAACUUACUGGACCAUCCACAUCACCCCAGAGCCAGAGUUCUCCUACGUCAGCUUUGAAACCAACCUCUCCCAGACGUCGUACGAUGACCUGAUCCGUAAGGUCGUGGAGGUGUUCAAGCCAGGAAAAUUUGUUACUACGCUUUUUGUCAAUGAGAGCUCCAAGUGUCGCAGCGUGUUCUCUCCUCCCAUGAAGCUUGAAGGUUACAAGCGUUUGGACCGCCAGUUGGCUCAGUUCAACGAUUACAAUUUUGUUUUCACAAGCUACUCCAAGAACCGCCAGCAGAACAAGCAGAACUGAGGGCCGAGGAUGAAGAAGAGACGUAGAAAGAAAGCCGCCGCCCCCCUCCGCCCCAGCGUCGGCUUGACUCGUAACUGUGACUUUGAUCUCUUGCAUGAAAGGUCAUCUCUUUGUCUCGAUAUUCUAGCCCACUCUUGCUGUGACCUUGAGGUGCAUGUCAAAGAAUUAAACCCCCUCUGUUGGAGGGUGUCCACUUGUGUCCAGUACACCUGUUCUUUCCUGCAGGUGUCCCCCCUCAUCCCCCACAGACAAGGCUUCCGCCCCCACUAGGCUAGGGCCCUGACAUGCUCAAACCAGUCGGUCUCCUCAGAGCUCCUGCAGCUCUUCCCGGCCUGUCCCAUCCAUCAUCGAUGGCAGUCAAACCGGUUAGCUCCUGUUAGGAGAUGCCUGCCACCGAGCCCCAGGAAGGUCUAAUUGUUUGAAGAAUGUUGGUCAGAGGUGGAAGCUGGACCCAGCAACACACCUCUGAGCUAUUUCCCACAGACUUCAGGCCCUACCUCUGCAAUCCAGAAAUCUGAACCCUUCCAGAUGUUUCAAGCUAACAAAAGUUGGCAUAAAGGAGAGCAGCGUGUUGCCAGAUUGGUGCCAGCUGGCCCAUUCUUGGUGCUCAUAGAGGCUCUCCUGGAGCAGGUGUAGCAACCCCCAGUCCUUCCUCCCUUCUCUAACACUGUCCUGUGCUCACCUCACUCCCAGCCAGACUGGAGCCAUCCCACUGGGACAAAUGGGGAGAUGAUGAAUCGGACGUGGUCGGCUUAGUUGCCCAGAGCGGCGGUUUUGUUUUCCUCACAUAAUGUCCAACAUCUGUCUGUUCCCACCCCAUCUAGAAUCCUGCAGGAGCACAAUAGAGGCCCAUCAGUCUGAGCAUGCCAGGGUGGGCCCAGAUCAUUCCACAACCCCUCCUUUUAUUUUAUUUAUUCUCUUUUUUUGCUGUGAAUCGGUUGGUUAGAAACGUGGCUUGUCUAGCGGUUUUCUUUCAACCUUUUGGGCUGUGGGGGUUAUUGGCACCACAUCUCCACUGUCUGCACUUCCUGUUACCAGGUGACAUGCCUGGAAGCAGCUCCAUCCCGGUGUCUCGGAUCAGUGGGGGGUGGGGUUUUAUUCGGGGGCGUGGUUAACUUUCACUUAAACUUACUGCAGGUUCUUGACGAGUAAUUUCCUGUCUUCUGAUUGGCAGUGAGGGUGGAGGUGUAUUUACUGGUUCCUUCUGCUCCGACUGUUCCAGUUUGUUGGAGCAGGUACAUUUUAACCCCUUUAGUUUUUCUAAACGCUGAACUUGUAGCUUCGUUUUUCUGCUUCGGACCAACCAUUCUCCCUGUUCCCGAGUUAAGGGAUGUUGAUGGGGAUCCGAUGCUGACGAGGUCAACGAGGGUGAAGCUACCUGCAUCUGACGGGAUGUACUGAAUGACACAUUUGCUGUUCUGAUUCUUUAUUUUGCUGUUCUUUUGGUCAAGAUGUGCUAAAUAUGUCUGUGCAUUUGGCUUGAAGCUUCAAUAAAAAACUCCGCUGUACAAUCA